AUGCUACAUGCCUGCUUUUCCGUCAUAUUCACGGCACACCUUUCUCUACAACAAACCCGGGUUGGUAGCUAGAGCGUAGAAACUCAAAUUUCAGCGAAUCAAACUUUCCUUGAACUUCAUAAGUAGUUGGGAACGGACCAGCGGAAACCCACUCGGUCUGCUAUGCGUUAAAAUCACUGCUCGAUCCCCCAUAGAGCACACACUGGUCUGGCUUGCCUUUGCACCAGACGUAGAAAGAUCUUGCUGUUCAGACAGAGUUUCCUGUGCAGUGAGGGCACUACACCACUCAUUGGACCACUUGUGGUAAAGCCUUUACAACUCAACAACUCGGCCAGGGUUUUUACACAAUGGGUGUUGCUUUGGUACCAAACAGUGUUCGUCGCCGAAUCACAACAAAGAAUGAAAUCCUUCGUGGAAUUUUGGCUGAAAUGGCGGGAAUAUUCGUUCUGGUGCUUUUUGUUGACGGCGGCCUAGCCGGUGGUAUAGUGAGCGGCUGGGUGUCAGGUACACCCGUCUCUACGGCCUUCACCUCCGGUAUGGGAGUCGCAUUUGGUAUCUACACAGGAGUAGCUGUGUCAGGUGGUCAUGUCAACCCAGCGAUAACUAUUGGUCUAGCUUCGGUCGGCAAGUUUCCAUGGCGACGUGUUCCUUUGUGGAUUAUGGCUCAGUUAGUAGGUGCUUUCUGCGGUGCCUCCGUCGUCUUCGGGCUAUAUUACCCGGCCAUUGAACAUUUUGACGGGGGAAAUAGGACGGUAUUUGGGCCUACUGGUACCGGUGGAAUCUUCUGUACUUACCCACAGCCGUACUUUGGUGUAGGGGUCGGUACCGUGGAGCAGAUUGUCAACACUGGGUUGCUGCUUUAUUGCACCCUCGUCUUCUUCGAUGAGAAAAACGGCAAACCGACGAAAGGAAUGGAGCCUUUUUUCGUGGGUCUGGCCGUGGCAAUGAUCAUCCUGGCUUGGGGUCAUAAUGCCGGCUCGCCCAUGAACCCAGCUCGGGACUUUGCCGGUAGGCUCUUGACGUGGAUUGCUGGUUAUGGGAAUGAAGUGUGGAUGCCAAGAGGAGUUCACUGGUGGUGGAUACCUCUGUUUAUUCCACCCAUUGGAGGCAUCGUUGGUGCCAACUUCUACUGCCUCAUGGUUGAGAUGCAUCACCCUACAGGCGACGAAGACAUCGAUUUAGAUGAUAUCAAAUACAUCAAGAAAAGUGAGACAGACCAAAAUCAGAAUGAUGAUAUCAAGUUGGUAGGGGUCAAAGACGGAACAAGAUCCAUUCUUGAAUAAGGCCCGCUUGUAGUAAAAGAAAAUUAUGCCAACGGACGCAAGAUAUUCAGGGAUGCUUGAUGCAGCUAUCUUCCAAUUGCAUUGUAAAAACACAAGUAGGGUCUUCAGUAAUUUAAAAACAAAAACAGUUUAGUUUCAAUGUUUAUUUACCAGGUCGUCAUACUCUCUCAAAAUUAAAGAGUGAACAAUCAAUCACAAUUUGUCCAUGUGCCUCCAAACCACUCUUCCAAAGAGGCGACUGCUCUAUACUCCGACAUCUCUAUGUUCCGACACCCCUAUGUCGACACCCCUAUGUUCCGACACCCCUAUGU
Molecule: messenger RNA, 1594 nt
Organism: Asterias rubens (European starfish)
Lineage: Eukaryota; Metazoa; Echinodermata; Asteroidea; Forcipulatida; Asteriidae
Product: aquaporin-10-like
Exons: 9
Coding region: 348-1283 (311 amino acids)
Biological process (GO): glycerol transmembrane transport; water transport
Cellular component (GO): basolateral plasma membrane; plasma membrane
Molecular function (GO): urea transmembrane transporter activity; water channel activity; glycerol channel activity
Source: RefSeq, a predicted model, not a curated record